UUAUUAACCUUUGAUAUUAUGAUAAUAUAUUGUAUAUAAUCUUAAAAAAAGAGACUUUUUUCUCUCAAAAAUUAUUUUAAAUGAUUUUGAAAAAAUAAACAAAUAAACAAAAAAAGAAUAUGGAUGAUUUUAUACAGUUAGAGUUUCAUAAUAUACAACAAAAGCAAGGUGCUGAAAAGUAUGAAAAGUCAGAAUUUAGUGCUGUGGAGGGUGUUUCUUGUUUGAUUUGUAAAGAAAAAUGUCCUGGAUUUUGUCAACAUUCAUGGAGGCGAGGUUGUGGCAAUUGCAAAUGUGCUCUUUGGAGACAUGAUGUUCCUCAAAACAGUCCAGGAUUGCCUUUUAAUCGACUUGAUGUUGAAGAAAUAAAUCCUCCUUUAAGCUCAGAAUAUGAUAUAGCUCUUACAGAAGGGUACAACUGGAUACCAAGAGGUUUAAAGACUUUACAAAUUGAAUCAUUUAUGAGAAAAAUUCCAAAGUCCAAAGUUCCCAAGACAGAUAGUGAAGGUGCACGUUACAGAGCUAGGCAAAUAUUUUAUCAAUUGCCAAAACAGGAUUAUAAUAGAAAAUAUGCUAAUUUUUUAAAAGAAGAUGCAAAGCCCUCUUUUGAUGAACUAAGCAAGUUUCGUUUAAAAUCUGCUCUGGGAAUAGGUUGUGUUAAAGAAUUAAUUUCAAAAGUUCUUUCUUGUCAUAAUUGCUCUAUGAACAUAAAUUCAGGAGAGAUGGCAGUGUUUACUGAACGUUUAGGGGAAUCAUUUUGCUGGCAUCCACAGUGCUUUAAAUGUUGCGUAGAUGAUGAGCUUCUUGUAGAUCUUAUUUAUUUUGUGCAUGAAAAGAAAAUUUAUUGCGGAAGGCAUUGGGCUGAACAGAUAAAACCAAGAUGUCAUGGCUGUGAAGAGUUAAUUUACAUUGGUGAAUUUACAAAAGCCAUGGAAAAAUCAUGGCACGUUGAACAUUUUUGCUGUUGGCAAUGUGAUGUUCCUAUAACUGGUAAAAAGUACAUUAUUAUUAAUAAGCGACCGUAUUGUCAGCGAUGUUAUGUUAAAAGCAUGGCUAACACAUGCUUUGAGUGUAAACAGCCAAUUAGUCCGGAAAGUAAAGAUUUUUUCGUAAAAGAUCGGCACUAUCAUAAGGAAUGUUUAGUUUGUUCUUCGUGUAAUAAAGCUUUGGAAAGUCAAACGUUUUCAUUCGUAAACGAGAGGCCUCUCUGUCACGCAUGUCGUGGUGUAGAUCCAGAAAAAUCUAAAUUUUGCAAAUCCUGCGAAAAACCUUUUCUACCUGAAGAAAAAAAAGUAGGGGUUGAAGAGAACUACUUUCACGAGCGUUGCUUUUUAUGCACGGAAUGUCAAAAGCCAAUUGGAUCACAAAAGUUUAUUCGGAAAGCUGAUGGGCGCCGUUUAUGCAAUGAUUGUUUCGAAACAACUGCGAAGCCGUGUUUUAAAUGCAAAGAGUUGAUCAGGGGAUCGAGCAUAAAGUUUGAGGGAAAUAUGUAUCACACAAAGUGUUUUUUUUGUGAAAAUUGCAAGAAAGAAUUGGGCGGUGCUCAGUUUUACAAGUAUGAGACAAAUCCUUAUUGCGAUGAUUGCUUCCUUGUAAAUUACGCCAAGCGUUGUGCAUCUUGUUUCGGUCCAAUAGAAGGCAAUACAAAGUUUAUCGAUUACGAAUCAAAGUACUGGCAUAGUAAGUGUUUCAUUUGUAGGAGUUGUGAUAAGCAACUUGCUGGUGCGAAGUUUAUUAUGCGAGAUGGCAAUCGAUAUUGCUUAGAGUGCAAGUAAAAAAACAACAUUUUUUUUAGUUUUGUUUUGUUUACUUUGUUUUGUGGAAUGUUCCAAUUUUUUAAUUUAAGCGUAUAAACUUUUAAAUUUUGCUUCAUUACAUAUUCUACAAAAGGGAAUUUGAAUGACGUAAACAUCUUUGCUGUUAUUAAAAAUUGAGGGAAAAUAAUUUUUAAAUCAAUUUAGUAUUUAACAUUACAAAAACUAAAUACUUA
This is a messenger RNA of Hydra vulgaris (swiftwater hydra), 1987 nucleotides long. RefSeq names its product testin. Gene Ontology annotation, molecular function: zinc ion binding. Lineage: Eukaryota; Metazoa; Cnidaria; Hydrozoa; Anthoathecata; Hydridae. The record is from RefSeq and is a predicted model, not a curated record.